AUGGCGCCGCGAAUACCCAUGCUGCGCUCGGCGCUGCUCCAACGUCCCAUAUACCGCACGGCGCGCCCGUACUCGACGAAAGCUCCGAACCCUACCAGCCAGUUCUACAAGACGUUUACCCGACCGAUUGCCAAAGUCAUCCUCGGCGCCGUUCUUACUUAUCAGCUCGUGUACUGGGCCUGGGUGAAACUUGAGACGGACGAGAUAAUAGCGGACACAGCCGAAACCAUAAAAGGUCUAGAACGUAAGGUGGAUGAAUAUAAGAACAAGACUGCGUCCGACAGCAAGGCAAAGGGUUCGUAA
Molecule: messenger RNA, 303 nt
Organism: Clonostachys solani
Lineage: Eukaryota; Fungi; Ascomycota; Sordariomycetes; Hypocreales; Bionectriaceae
Source: the annotation of a GenBank genome assembly